GGCGGCCGCCGGGGCCUAUUGGAGCCUCCUGACCCUGCGGGACCCAAGUGCGGGAGCCCCUGGAGUUGAAGUCAGGGUUGGGUCCUGGCGUUUCCUUACCCCGGCGGCGGCUUGAGGUCCAGACGCUGGUGCCCCUUACCAGCCGGGAAAAGCCAGCCCAGUCCCACCUCCCGGUGGUUUACACUUUAAACCCCUUGUCCUGAUGAUCAGUUUCGUCUUCGUCAAUUUUAUGACAUUUGGAAUCUCAAGAGCUGGAGGUGCAGAGAACUGAGAGACAGGUACUGCGUGUGUGGCUUGUUCUACUUAGAGACUAAAAUGGCUUCCAGAGGAAAGACAGAAACAAGCAAAUUAAAGCAGAAUUUAGAAGAACAGUUGGAUAGACUAAUGCAGCAACUGCAGGAUCUGGAGGAGUGCAGAGAGGAACUUGAUGCAGAUGAAUAUGAAGAGACCAAAAAGGAAACUUUGGAGCAACUCAGUGAAUUUAAUGAUUCACUAAAGAAAAUUAUGUCUGGAAAUAUGACUUUGGUAGAUGAAUUAAGUGGAAUGCAACUGGCGAUCCAGGCAGCUAUCAGCCAGGCCUUUAAAACCCCAGAGGUCAUCAGAUUGUUUGCCAAGAAACAACCGGGUCAGCUCCGGACAAGGCUAGCAGAGAUGGACAGAGAUCUCAUGGUGGGGAAGCUGGAAAGAGACCUGUAUACUCAACAGAAAGUGGAGAUACUAACAGCUCUCAGGAAACUUGGAGAGAAGCUGACUGCGGACGAUGAGGCCUUCUUGUCAGCAAAUGCAGGUGCUAUCCUCAGCCAGUUUGAGAAGGUCUCUACAGAUCUCGGCUCUGGAGACAAAAUUCUUGCUUUGGCCAGUUUUGAGGUCGAAAAAACAAAAAAAUGAUACGGUGUGGAAGCUUGGGACUUUGAUAACAUUUUUGUUGUAAAUGGUGUUUUUCUUCUGGGGACUUUGAGUCAUUGGAAAGAAAGCAAGAGGGUCUAGAAGUGCAAACUAAUCUAAGAUAGCCACGACUGCCUGGGCUCUGCUCCCGCACCCCACCGCGCUGGGGGUCCUCGAGUGUCCUGGGGGAAGGCGCCCACCAACCCUUACUGUGACUUGUUUAAGAGAGAACAGAAAACAGUUUCUCAGCUUUUUUAAAAUUAAUGCUCCUAGUUCUUCAGCACUGGUACUAUAUGAAAAGAUACCAACUAAGGAUUCUUCUGUUUAUAACCUACCCCACCUUCCGAGUGAGCAGUGCAGCACCACAGCAGACCUCCUGUGUUCACCGUGUUUUAGGGCUCUAAGGCAUCAUAGGCAUAGUUUCAGCUUACAGACAGGCAAACAGGCUCAGAGAAAGCCAGGGACUUGUUUAAAGUAACCUGAGAGUCCGCACGAGGGCCAAGACUCAGGUGGCCCGCUCAGUUCAUCGUCCAUUGAACUUUAUUUCUUUAUUCUGUGCUGUUUAACAAACAAAGUUUUUACAUGUUUGUGGAAGUCCAUGUUUAUGAAAACUCAGUGUCCCAGCAAAAAGUUGCCAUGAGGGACCAUGCCCCAGCCCUGGCCUAAGGUCUCCCUGUGAAUGGGGCCCAUUGUGCUGCAGAAGGCUGAGCUGGGAACAAUGGAGCCCUGUUGAGCAGCUCCAGAAGUGACUUAACCUCCUGUGUUGUUUCGCCCGGAAGCAAUUGCAGUUGGCAGCUAGACGCCCUCCUGUGUGUGACCUCUGCGGAAACCAGGAGUCGGUGAAGCUAAGCUACUACUUACUCUGCAGCUUUUGGAGAACCACAGAGUAAGUCUCAAGGAGCAGCGGGUUCCCCUGUGCGCCAGAAGCUGGAUUUGCCCGUGGGCAUGCUCAUUCCCCAGGCUCAGGCCUCUCUAUUUCCUUUCACGUAGUUUCCAUGCUUCUUCCUUUGCAUUUUGUACAAAUCCAAAGCGGAAGCUUCGUGUGUGCUGUAAAGUACCAGGUGCUCUGCCAGCUGGGCGCAGUUGGCCUCUGCUGCACCGAUGCCUUACUUGGAACUCUGCGGGGAUGGCUUCUGUGUGGGUUAAUGAUGGGCAGAGCUCAUGCUGAAACUGUAAUAAACCAAACAAAGUAUGUUACGUGGAGUUCA
Molecule: messenger RNA, 2093 nt
Organism: Condylura cristata (star-nosed mole)
Lineage: Eukaryota; Metazoa; Chordata; Mammalia; Eulipotyphla; Talpidae
Gene: LZIC
Product: leucine zipper and CTNNBIP1 domain containing
Exons: 8
Coding region: 316-888 (190 amino acids)
Biological process (GO): negative regulation of Wnt signaling pathway
Cellular component (GO): beta-catenin destruction complex; cytosol; nucleus
Molecular function (GO): beta-catenin binding
Source: RefSeq, a predicted model, not a curated record